AUGGCUGAAUGAUAUAUAUAUUUGUACGAUGGGUUUUCAAGAAUCCCUAGAAGGCUUAAAUGGUGAUUGAUUACAAGCCAAACAUAGAAAUACAUUUGACCUGUUGCUUCAAUGGAACUGGUUUAACUAUACCAGUGUCUUUCUUAUAUGCAUCUUGUAUAUGAACUUAGAGGAGUAACCUGGCUUGUGUUCUUCUGUGAGACAUUGUAGCAUAUGCUGUAUUUGUGUGUUUUUAUGUUAUCUAUAUAUAUAUAUAUAUAUAUAUAUGAUUGUGUAGCUAGAAGUUGUAUCCUUGUUCUUGGUAAGUGCUUGUGCCUCAUGUAUUUGGACUUCCUCUGUUUCAUCUGCUGCUAUUUAUUUUGACACUUAUGUUAGGAUUUUCCUUGAGAAAAACUGUACUUGUAUGAUCUUGGGUGCUUAUGUAAGUGAUGAGUAAGAUAAUAAGUGAAAAUUUUGAUGUAUUUCAACAUGAUUUUUUUAUAAAUAGUGUGGAAAUAAUAUUGAAAAUGUAAAUGAACAUUGCCACAUUUUGUGCUUGUCUGGUUUUUUACCACAACUUUGUUGUUAGGAGCAAAGAGUUUGGUGGUGCCAUGGGCCUCAAGCAAUUGAGGAAUUGUCUAAAAGUGAAUGCCACAACAAACAGAAAAUUGAAACUGGUUUGAGCACAAUACAACAAAUAGAACUCUUACAGCUCCAUAUCCUAUGAGAAAUAGAAUCCACAGCCACCAAACCCCCCAGUUCAUACCGAUAUCCAUGGCUUCUUCACCACGUCGUCGAUCAAGUUCAAGAGAUUCAAUAAUCGAAAGAUCUGAAAAUUAUGGAAGAAGCAGUAGUCCCAGAGACGACAAUCGAAUCUUUAGGGACGACGAUCCUGUGGAUUUUUCUGUUUUCGAAAGCGCCGAUGAAGUAUUUUUCAACGGGGCGAUUCCCUUAACCAUACCAAAGAUUGCUCUCAAGAUCAUACCAGAGGAGCCGUUGGUUUCUCCAGAUGUAUUGGGCUCAAGAAUCAACGUCCUCCUCAGGCUUAUAGCACCUUCCAUGUCGAGUUAUCCUGACAUUUGUGCAACUCCGACUGUCGACAUAGUUAUGGUGAUUGAGGUGACUAGAAACCUUAGCGAUGCCAAUUUAGGUCAUCUGAAGCGUGUUGUUGAGUUUGUUAUAGACAACUUAGGCGAACGGGACCGGCUCUCCAUAGUCUACUUCGGCACCUUUGCCAAGCGAAUAUUACCCCUGACUUUGAUGAAUGAAGUCGGCAGGGACGUAGCCAGGUUUGCUCUUUCACUUAUGGAUGCUCAAGGUUGGACUAACAUCGUGCAAGGCCUAACGAUGGGGGCCCGGGUUCUUGAAGACAGAUAUUACAUGAAUUGGACUACGGGCAUUAUUUUCUUGUCGAGCGGAAGAGACAAUUGUUACUGCAGCGUGCAAGAUCGAGAUUCAGGGAAUGGGAGGAAGCCCGAGUAUCUGAAUCUAUUGCCUAUCUCAAUCUGUCGACAAAGGAUGAGACCCGGCGAUCCUGAACCUCCUUUUCCUGUAUAUGCGUUUGGACUUGGUUUAGAACAUGAUCCGAUUGCACUGCACGCUAUAGCUUCAUCAUCCGGUGGGACGUACUCAUUUGUCGAGUCCUACGAUGCCUUACAAGGCGCUGUUGCGAGGUGCCUUCGAGGAAUCCGCAACACUGUCGCUCAAAAUUGUAUUCUAAGGUUUGCGACAACAGAGCAGCUGCAGGUUGUAGCAAUCUUUUCAGGAAGGCAUCCGAAGCAUCUUGUUACAGACCGUGGCGAAAUCUACAUCCCGGACAUAUAUGCCGACGAGGUAAAGGAUUUCCUCGUCACACUGGAAAACAAGAGAGCGAAAAAAAUGAAUAUAUGCAGAGAAGUGAAUGCAUUUUAUAAGUACGACGACAUAGUAUCUAAGAAGCGAAUACGGCUGUGUUGUUCGAGGAGCAUCUUCCGGCCAAAGAUUCACUACAUCAAACACUAUGUACCGUAUUUGACACUUAUUCAACAGAGGGAUCGUCUGUGCGUCGCCGAGGCCAUUGCAACAGCACUGUCGUGGUUCGAAAGGGGCGAAAUGGCGCAAGGUCAAGAGAUACUAAAUCAAUGGGAGCAGAAUAUUGUUAAGAGUAAAGAGACACUGAUGGAGUGGAGACUAAGUCUUGCUGCAAAGCACAUCCUGUCUAAUGAUACGCUGUACGAAUGGCUUUUAGAAGACAUAAAAGAAAUAAGAGCAAGAACCGAGAGUCGGGAGGGGUAUGAGAACGGUGGACGAAACUACGCCCUCUCGUUUUUGAGCUGUCAUAAUGUUCAGAGGGCCACGACUAGAAGUCGAAAACUUCCGGGGGCUGUUUCUGCUAACGCCUAUCUAGCUCCCGAUGUUGCUUAUAAAUAAUGAAGUCCACCUCGGCACAGCGACAGCAGCUUUAACCGUCUAUAGAUGACAGCACGGCGCCGUGGUUUUGCAUAUAAAGGGACUUAGCUCGUGUAGUUGUAAUUGACAUCUUCGACCUCGACUUGGACAGAUUUUAGUUUUAGUUUGGGAAUUUUGAUUGGUUCGUACUUCCUUUAUUUUGUAACGAGAAUAGCGACCACUGCUGGGUGAAAUAGUCAUUUACAUCAUCUAAUAUAGUAUAAGAGUUCAUUCCAAAAAAAUUCGAGUCCCAAAUUCUCCUAACAAAUUUGAUAACAGUGCGGGUUGACAUUUCAAUAUUCAAAGGAGAGAAGUACAUCUAGUGGCUGCUCGAACCACAUGUCGGGUGUCAAAUCUCUCUUCGAAGAACUUGAUGAAAUGCAACAAGCUAGGAGUGGUUCUCGACUUGGAGAUGGAAAAGAAAUGCACGUGGAAGGAAAACGAACAAUUUCCAUCAACACAAUACAAAUACAAGGUGAUGUUAGACAUCUCCGCAACGUGCAAUUUAUCCCAACCUUAGCCCGUAAUAUGCUAAGUUUCGGACAAUUGAUGUCAAGUGGGUAUUAUAUUGUGUUUGACAAUGUA
Molecule: messenger RNA, 2991 nt
Organism: Andrographis paniculata
Lineage: Eukaryota; Viridiplantae; Streptophyta; Magnoliopsida; Lamiales; Acanthaceae
Product: probable E3 ubiquitin-protein ligase WAVH2
Exons: 3
Coding region: 703-2388 (561 amino acids)
Source: RefSeq, a predicted model, not a curated record